Phycodurus eques (leafy seadragon) is the source of this 2957-nucleotide messenger RNA. It is a transcript of the gene pms2, whose product is annotated as PMS1 homolog 2, mismatch repair system component. Gene Ontology annotation, biological process: mismatch repair. Gene Ontology annotation, molecular function: mismatched DNA binding; ATP binding; ATP hydrolysis activity. The record is from RefSeq and is a predicted model, not a curated record. NCBI's taxonomy places the organism in Eukaryota, Metazoa, Chordata, Actinopteri, Syngnathiformes, Syngnathidae. Gene Ontology annotation, cellular component: MutLalpha complex.
ACUGCGCGGUUCGGUUUGAGAGCUCAUUUUUGUUUGUUUACAACUUCAUGGCUAACUUUAGUUCAGCUAUUUUAUGAAUGAAUAUUGAGUAAAUUAUGAAAAGUUAACAAUGGGAACAUCAUUUCGUCUCCUAUUAUCUACGUUUUACAAUUAAGCACGUUUAUAUUUAGCAGUAAAACCUCCGGACGUUCUAUUCGCUAAUUCAUGUAGCAUUUCCUGCAAGAUGACUGACAUUUGCAGCUCGGAACCUGCUGGAGCCAUCAAGGCCAUUGAUAAGCACUCGGUGCAUCAAAUCUGCUCAGGGCAGGUGGUGCUGACCUUGGCCACUGCUGUGAAAGAACUGGUGGAGAACAGCAUUGAUGCUGGGGCCACCAACAUUGAUGUCAAGCUGAAAGAGCACGGAAUAGAACUAGUGGAGGUAUCGGAUAAUGGAAAAGGCGUCGAGGAGGCCAACUUUGAAGGGUUGACGUUAAAACAUCAUACUUCAAAGUUGAGGGAUUUCUCCGAUCUCAUCCACGUGGAGACGUUUGGCUUCAGAGGCGAAGCCCUCAGCUCUUUGUGUGCUCUGAGUGACCUAAGUGUGGUGACAUGCCAUGAGUCCAGCCCUGUGGGGACCAAGCUGCUCUUUGACCACAAAGGUCACUUGGCUCAGCGGGUACCUCAUCCGCGGCAGCAAGGCACCACGGUCAGCCUGCAGCAGCUCUUCCUCACCCUGCCGGUCAGACACAAGGAGUUCCAGCGCAAUAUUAAGAAGGAGUUUACCAAAAUGGUGCAUGUUUUGCAGUCUUACUGCAUCAUCGCCUCAGGAGUGCGCAUUACAUGCUCCAACCAAAGUGGGCAAGGGAAGCGCAACACAGUUGUCAGCACGAGUGGUAGCCGGAAUAUGAGAGACAACAUAGGAGCUGUAUUUGGACCCAAACAGCUCCAGAACCUUCUACCCUUUAAGCAAGUACCCCCUAACGAAAAGGUCUUGGAAGAAUAUGGACUCGAGAACGCAGAACUCCCCGAAAAGCUCUUUAGCAUCACAGGGUUUGUGUCGCAAGCAGACCAUGGUGUGGGAAGAAGUGCCACGGACAGACAGUUCUUUUUUAUAAACAAGCGACCAUGUGAUCCCCAAAAGGUGACCAAACUCGUGAAUGAAAUCUAUCAUAUGUACAACAGACAUCAGUAUCCUUUUGUUGCCCUGAACAUAGAAGUUGCCUCAGAGUGUGUGGAUGUAAACGUUACCCCAGACAAGCGGCAGAUUUUCCUUCAGGAGGAGAAGCUCUUGUUGGCUAUUCUCAAGUCUUGUCUCAUCAACAUGUUUGAAGCUGGUGUCAAUAAAAUCAGUCUCAACGAUAGUCUCAUCCCCGGCAACACGACUACAUCUCAACAAUCUGAAGAGAACAUGCUAGAAUCUGAAGACACCGGAGCAGUGACGCAGAGCCCCAAGUCACCACUGAACCUGGCUGGUUUAAAAGCUGCUUUUUCAAGUCACCACGGCGUCAUUGGUGGUUUCAAAUCCAACGCUUCAAAAGCUGCAAAUAACGGCCCAGCACAGAAAACCCUUAAGUCUUUCUUUAAGGACGCUGGGAAAACUGCUGCCCAUCAUCCAAGUGUAAAAUCUCCCGUAAAACUCACACGCAGUUUAAAUACAGGCUCCUCAGUAGGGAGGUCAGUGCUUGAUGGGUUCAGGUAUGGCAAGGGGACAUCUUGCAGCGAUAUUGACUCCAAAGGCAUUGUUCUGUCCAGUUGUGACAUAAGUCCUUCACCAGGUAGUCAGAAUUUUGCCCCACACUCGCCUGCUUUUGAUGCGGAAGAACCCGACAUAAAAACGGAAGCGGUGACAGAGCCAGAAAGCCACAAAGUUGUCCAGGAGAUGCAUGACAGCGAGUGCAGCGCUAUGAGUCCAGAUCCGAAAAGAGCCAAGAAAGAGAAUCCGUGCUGCGCGGUGGAUGCGCCGGUCACUUUACAAAAGAGGGCGGUGCCGCUCCACUUCUCAUUGCAAGAAGUGACCGGGAAGAUGACGAGUUUACAGGCCCAAAAGCAGAAGCAAAAAGCCCGUGAGGAGCUUCAGUACCGACGCUUCAGAGCCAAAAUCAACCCGGGUGAAAGCCAACAUGCAGAGGAGGAGCUGAAGAAGGAAAUCAGCAAAGACAUGUUCAAAGAGAUGGAGAUCGUGGGCCAGUUUAAUCUGGGCUUUAUCAUCACCAAACUCAACUCGGACAUCUUCAUGAUUGACCAGCACGCCACUGAUGAGAAAUACAACUUUGAGAUGCUGCAGAAACACACCGUGCUCCAAGGACAAAAACUCAUUGUCCCUCAAAAACUUGACCUCACUGCAGUUAAUGAGAACGUACUUAUGGAAAACAUCGACAUUUUCCGAAAGAAUGGCUUUGAAUUUCAGGUCGACGAGGAAGCUCAGGUGAUGGAGAGGGUCAAGCUGGUUUCUCUGCCCACAAGUAAGAACUGGACAUUUGGUCCAGCAGACAUUGAGGAGCUGAUCUUCAUGCUGAGCGACAGCCCGGGCGUCAUGUGUCGGCCGUCACGCGUCAGGCAGAUGUUCGCCUCCAGAGCUUGUCGGAAAUCCGUGAUGAUUGGCACCGCACUGAGUACAAGCGAGAUGAAGAAGCUGGUGCUACACAUGGGUGAGAUUGAGCAGCCGUGGAACUGUCCUCACGGGAGGCCCACGAUGAGACACCUGGUCAACCUGGAUAUCAUCUCACAAGAUUGAGAAAGAACGCUCGAAGACUCACUGGCUCAAGUUGCCUUAAACCCACUGAUUCACUCGAUGAAUCAAAACCUGACUCCAAUCUAUGAAUACUGUUUAUAUCUGGUGUAAAUUCUGUAUGUGACUGUUUUGAAUAUUUUUUUACUCUUAAAUUCUUUCAAGAUGUUAUAAUUUUAAGUUUUACAGCAACACACAGUAUAGGUUUAUACGUGAACAAACGUUAUUACAUAUGUCAAAUAAAAAAUGU